AUGAUGGCUGUGUGCGAAGUGAUCGAGGACCCCAAACGGUUGCGCAAACCGAACGAGCAGAUUUGGGUCGCGAGCGAGGAAGAGCUGGUUUGCACUCGCUUCUUCUUGGUAUUUACCGAGGCAGAUCACUUUAGCUUGAAUGUGAGCACCGCGAAGCUGGACCAGGAGAUCCGCGCUCUUGUGGAGAAAAGCAGGUAG
Molecule: messenger RNA, 198 nt
Organism: Symbiodinium natans
Lineage: Eukaryota; Dinophyceae; Suessiales; Symbiodiniaceae
Source: the annotation of a GenBank genome assembly